Molecule: messenger RNA, 2551 nt
Organism: Trichoplusia ni (cabbage looper)
Lineage: Eukaryota; Metazoa; Arthropoda; Insecta; Lepidoptera; Noctuidae
Exons: 13
Coding region: 361-1806 (481 amino acids)
Source: RefSeq, a predicted model, not a curated record
UUUCAUAGUGUGCAUUCAUUUCAAUUCAUUCAACUCACUUCGUUGAAUAAAGUUGUGUGCAAUUUGUCUAUCAUGAUUUUUUUACCAAUUUGGGACAGAUUUAAACUCCGAAAGUAUUUUAUUUAUGUAUAAAAUAUUUUAAUUUCGUUAUAUAAUACAUUUUUCGCUGUGUAAAGUUGCCGAAAGUGAAAUGUAAUGGAAUUAAGCCGAGCGUUUCUUAAAUCCUUGUAAAACAAGAGUUGUUUCUUCGUGAACAUAUCAUUAUUUGUGUUUAAAUUUCUUUGUUAAAAGUUGUAAACAAACGAAACUGUUUAUUAGAAGGGGUAACUUGAGUAUAAAUAAAUUAGGUAAAUUAAAACAAUGGAAGUAUCUAAUGAAAUAAAAGAAGAUAUUCGGAAAACGCAGUCGGACUUGAAAAAUGCGAUACGAAUCCAUCAGAUUUGGGUUGCGCGCCUUCAAGACGAUGAAAACAAUAAUCACAUUAAGACCAAAGUUAAAGAAGCAGAAAAAGAAAUAAUAGCUAUUGGACAAACUCAAAAAUUGGUUGUAGAAAGACUAAGAAGAGAGCUAGAAUUGUAUCAGCAACGUUUGAAGGCACGCAACAAGCAAAUUAAUAUAGAAAACGACAAUAGAUAUGUAGCACAGCAACUAAGGGACCAUCAAUUACAAUAUCGUAGCAGAAACAGAACGGUAUCACUUUUGAAACCAUCUGUAUUGAAUGAAAUACAUAUUAAAACUGAGAACAAUAGUGAUGAAGUAAAAGAGAAUAUAUCUGACUCAGAGAUUGAGAUUAAAUUGUCAAAUGAGAAGGAAAACUCAAAUCACAGUGGAAAUGAGGACAAAGACCAAUAUUCAAGGAAUUUUACUCAACUGAACAAUGUCCAUGAUAGCCGGAGCAAUUUUGUUAAUGCUUUAAAUAAAGUUAAGGAAGCUUUUAGUGAUUCAAAACAUGAAGAAAACAAUGAGUGGCAGGAACAGAAGUCUGAUUCGGAUUCGUCUAGAGGUGCCGUGCUCUCGCCGACGCCGUCGCCGCCGCCUUUACCAGAACCAGGUGAACCGGUGUCGAAAGAAACUUUCUUGAGACUCAUUGGUCUAGUGACACCUCUACAAAGGGAGAUAAUAGAGAAGAAGAGGAAUGAACGCCGUAAAAGGUCCACAACAAGUACAAACAGAAAUGAAUUUCUUUAUGGGAGCUUUGAAAUGUUACCUAAAAAGAAAAAGUACAACCAGUUCCCUUAUCUUCAAACUCAUAAUGAUCCUCCACAGACAAGAUCUGCCAAGUUACGCAAACAACAGAACCAAAACAAAACAUCUCGAGAAGGCUCGCCCUCAGGAUCUUCUACGGAAAAUAAAGCAUGGACCAACGGCAAGCCUGCGUGGGCAGCGACUCUGCCGGCUAGUUUAUCUGUAGAACCAGUGUAUGCGUCUCAUAAAAAAGUGUGUCAUGUCUGCGGAAGAAAUGACGUGUUGUCGCUGCUGGUGCGCGACCCCGACCCCGACCCCGACCCCGCCACGCACGCCAUGCUCUACAGAGAUAAACUAGCCGAGCGUAAGAGUUUACAAGAGAAAAACAUAAAACUCUGCGUGGAGCUACGAAAACUCGAGGCUAGAGCAGCGAACUUAAAGGAGAAUCUCGACGAGCAUAAUGCGGAGAAACGUCAAUUGUUAGCCGACCAGAUCAAGACUCAGAGAAACCUUCAGAAGCUUCUCGACUUCAUUAGUCAGUUCAAAGAGACGUCGAUAAGCAUACGAUCCACGUCCGUCAGUGAGUCUGGCAGCGAAAUUAGUAAAAGUAAUGAAGAAUAAAAGGAAUUGAAGUUGUUGAAGGUCUGAUUGCGUAUCUCUGUGUUUGUGAUUCGUGGUCAGUGUGAUUGUUAAUUAUAAAAGUAUGGAGUUCCAGUAGUUCAAAAGUUAGUGUUACCUAGAUUUUCAAUGUUUUAUUAUUAGGAAAUGAAAGUUCUAAUGUUAGUUUGAUUUCGUUUUAGUUAUAAUGAAAUAUUUCAAGAAGAAUUUGAUUAUUACCGAUUCUUAUGAUGACAGUCUUUUUAAUGAGACAGAUAGUCAAAUUUAGUAAUUGAGUAACUAUUUUAAUAUGGAUUUAUGGUUUAGAGAAGAGAUAAAUUCUGUAAACCAACUAAAAAAAUAUUCUUUAUUCUAUCAAAUUUAUUUUGGUCAGAAAGGAUAAUAAAUCAAUUGUAUUAAAUCAAAUUAAUAGCCAAAAGAGAAGUGUUCAUUGAUUCCUAAUUUAGUAUAGGUGUAGUUAUUGUCAAGUAAUAUUGAAAAUGAAUUUUGUUCCGAAUAAUAAGGUUUAGUUUAAGAGUCGUUUGGAAUGUAGUUGUGUUACGGUUUGAAAAAUCAAGUGUCCGUCCUUUUAUAUAUAACUAUACAAGAGGAAAAGGAAGACGAGAUUUUCAGUGAUUAAGUUGAAUCAACCUUUAUUCUCUGUGAUAUGAUUAUUUUCUCCUAGGUUGUUAAUGGUACAAACGUACUUUGUAAUGAAACUUGAUUGUAAAAACCUUAUUAUGUAAAUAAAUAUUCGUAAAUUGGUAAA